UACUCCACGGCGCUGGCCAGGGUCUGAAGCGGCGUUUACUGUACUUCACCUGGGCAAAAGCUACGGUAGCGAACCCAGGGAAGCUGCAGCCGUGAAGCCCACAUGUCAACAGGUUAUCCCACGCCGGUGUACUCCCACGCUGGACGGGGACACUUCCAGGAUGUCUACGAGCCUGCAGAGGACUCUUUCCUCUUGAUAGACGCUUUGGAGAAAGAUGCACAGAGGCUGCAGCAGAUGAGCCCAUGUGUGUGUCUAGAGGUCGGCAGUGGCUCUGGAGUUGUGUCCGCAUUUCUGGCAUCAGUGGUUGGACCUUCGGCUUUAUACAUUUGCACUGAUGUGAAUCCUUCAGCAGCACAGUGCACGCAAAAGACAGCUUCCUCCAACAAUGUUUCACUGCAGCCUGUCAUCACAGACCUGGUGGGGUGCCUUCUGCCCCGGCUGAGUGGAAAAGUGGAUGUCCUCCUAUUUAACCCUCCCUACGUGGUGACACCGUCGGAAGAGGUAGGUAGCAGAGGUAUAGAGGCCGCCUGGGCUGGAGGGAAGCGAGGACGAGAGGUGACGGACAGAUUUCUGCCCUUGGUGGCACGAUUGCUGUCCAAUAAAGGGCUCUUUUACCUCAUUACCAUCGUUGAGAAUGAUCCAGAUGACAUCAUCCAUUUGCUGCGAAAGCAUGGCUUAAAGGGAGAGGCAUGCUUGUCCGCAAGAGCUGGAAACGAGAGACUGUCCGUCCUGCGCUUCCACAAGACACAAACAUGAACUGCCGCCAAUAGAUCCUGUGAAAGGAUGAAAACAACUUGGAACUGAGUGGACAAAUUCUGACGUAACCCAGAGUCGUGGCUUCUGCAAAGACCAGUGUUUACAGUGGAGCAAAACUGCACUCAGCAUUUUCAGACUGUAUGGAAAGAUGUGCUGACAUCCCUAUGCUAUACUGAGAUAUACCACAAAAUGACUUCUUUCAUUCAGCCAU
This is a messenger RNA of Toxotes jaculatrix (banded archerfish), 967 nucleotides long. It is a transcript of the gene hemk2, whose product is annotated as N-6 adenine-specific DNA methyltransferase 1. The coding region runs from base 103 to 756 and encodes 217 amino acids. The record is from RefSeq and is a predicted model, not a curated record. Lineage: Eukaryota; Metazoa; Chordata; Actinopteri; Toxotidae. Gene Ontology annotation, biological process: methylation. Gene Ontology annotation, molecular function: protein methyltransferase activity; S-adenosylmethionine-dependent methyltransferase activity; nucleic acid binding. The transcript is spliced from 6 exons. Gene Ontology annotation, cellular component: eRF1 methyltransferase complex.